Polistes dominula (European paper wasp) is the source of this 1458-nucleotide messenger RNA. RefSeq lists its product as uncharacterized. NCBI's taxonomy places the organism in Eukaryota, Metazoa, Arthropoda, Insecta, Hymenoptera, Vespidae. The record is from RefSeq and is a predicted model, not a curated record.
GUACAGAAUGAUAAGAGAUAAAAAAAAAGAAAAAAGAAAUAAUCGAUUUAUCUUUUAAUAAAAUUGAUGGAAAUGUAAAACUAUUAAUAACGUUAAGAGCGCGUUGUAAAAGAAGAAAAAAUGAGUUAUUUUUUUGUUUUGUUAACUUCGUUAUACCUUUUUAAAAAGGUUCUUGUUCGAGUUGGCACGAUACUGAAGAAGAAUGGAGGUCGAGGGUUGAAGGUCGAAAGGAGGACAGGGGUGAGCUUAGUUACAACGUUCCUGUAUAGUAUAAUCCAUAGAGAAGGCUGUGGCAGGGGUAUGUGUUGAAAAGAAGCGGGGGUGACGACGCAACUACUACAAAAAGGCCGCAACUCCCUUCUAAGGCAACUAUCAAACGCGAAACGAACACCACCAGUCGCGUGUUUCUUCCUUACCAGGGUUGUAUCACCCCGAAUGGCCGGGUGGAUAUGGCAGGGGAAUAUUUUCAAACGACGUAUGUACCGGAAAUCAAGGAUGCCGAGAGCAAAGAUAGAGAAAGACAAAACGUUCAAGAGGGAACGACUAUUUGGAAUCACCAGAGGGAGGAGUUCAUACGUCAAAAGCAUCGAGAACAACGAGAAUUGCGAGAGAUUCUGGCGAACUAUUCGCCUUGGGGUAAACCGGGCGGUGGUGCUCCGUGUCCGGCAACCUUAAGAAAGAAAAACGUACGUUUGGAACCAUUGGAAUCCGUGAAGAAUCUUACCACUGUUGGUCAGUCCUGGCCCUGGGGUCGUCCUGGUCCUGGAGGACUACCUUGGAGGGAUCCGAAGUUAUUUGGUGUUCACUUUUGGGAAUCUAUGGGAUGGACCAAUGACUCGACGAUCCGGAGACUUUAUAAUAAAAGGGACAUCGAUCCUCUGACUGUUCCAGACAUGAAUACAUUUUUCGAUGCGAAUGCUAACCCCGGUAUAACGUCGCAUUUACAAUCGUCGAGGGAUACGAAAAAUCUUUACAACGAGGAGGUCCAGGUGUACAAGUUAACUGGCGGAGUUGAAUUAGUACCGUUGUUAACUAGCAGACGUUAUCAUUCCCAACCAGAUAAUAUUCGUUAUCAUGCGACGGAUAUUACUCGGCCAGAAUACACGAUACAAUCAAAUAGUUUGCCUUCGUUCGAGGUCACCAACAGAGAAUACGUAGCUGAACUUGCUGAACAGAUACGAUGGAAACAAGAUAGAGCAUGCGAGGAACGCAAUGAGGAACGGGAAAAUUGUAGACGACAUUUCGAUACUUGGAAAAAAUUCUGGGGAAGACCUGGUCACGGUGCACCAAUAGAUCACGUUUAUAGAAACAAUCUUUAUAAUAUUCUUUAUCGUUCAGCUAUUUAUUAAAUUUCUAAGGUAUAACCGUUCACCUGUGUCACGUUAUUUGAGAUAUCAUCGAAAAUAAAUCUGAUGAUUUGCGAGUUAUUCCGUAGACGACAACAAAAAUAACAAAAAA